Molecule: messenger RNA, 699 nt
Organism: Neltuma alba
Lineage: Eukaryota; Viridiplantae; Streptophyta; Magnoliopsida; Fabales; Fabaceae
Product: dirigent protein 10-like
Exons: 1
Coding region: 16-699 (227 amino acids)
Source: RefSeq, a predicted model, not a curated record
CCGCUAUCUUUCUUCAUGCAUGACAUCGUCGGCGGCACGAACCCGACGGCUCGAGCGGUGACCGGAGUUGUGACGAACCCAGCUUUGAACGCACAAGUUGCCUUCGCCAAGCCCAACGGAGCAAACAUUCCUCUCGACGGCGGCCUCCCACAGAACAACCAGAACGCCGGCUUCCUCAAUAACAACAACCUCCCCUUCCUCACCGGCCUAAGUGGCAACACAGGGAACGUAGUCAACACUAACAACCGCAACUUUUUCGUCAACAACAAUAACAACGGCGGAGCUGGUUUUCCGGUGACAAAUGUGAAUAACAUCCCCGCCGGAAUGACGCUUCAGAAACUGAUGUUUGGGACAAUGACUGUGUUUGACGAUGAGUUAACAGAAGGCCACGAGUUGGGUUCCGGCAUGGUGGGUAAAGCACAAGGCUUUUAUAUCGCAAGUGCUGUGGAUGGCACAAGUCAAGUGCUGGCUUUCACGGCCAUGUUUGAAGAGAAUGGCUAUGGCGAUGGCAUAAGUUUUUUCGGAGUUCACAGAACUCAGGUGUCCGAAUCGCAUCUGGCGGUGAUGGGAGGGACAGGGAAGUAUCUGAAUGCUAAAGGGUAUGCCAUCGUGAAGACAUUUCCGGUGACCGGCGGCGAUCUGCAACAUGAAGGAGAUGGAGUGCAGACUCUGCUUCAAGUUACAGUGUAUCUGGAGUGA